Messenger RNA from Mesorhabditis belari, 528 nucleotides. The record is from the annotation of a GenBank genome assembly. NCBI's taxonomy places the organism in Eukaryota, Metazoa, Nematoda, Chromadorea, Rhabditida, Rhabditidae.
AUGCCCCGAGAGACUAAACAGAAAGCGACCGGCUCUCUUCAACUACCCUAUUCGAUCAACAACGCCUCUAUUGGACCUCCGGAAGUGACUGUUAAUGACGUGCAAACGGCCGCGGAGGCCCGAGAGAUCACUCCCCGCUACAGUAACCCUCAUCUUUACUAUUCAAGUAUGCCGCUUGGAAUGCAAACUCGUCUUGGCAAAUAUCCGGCGCCCGACUUUGUCAUCCAGGGACCCAAUCGAACGAAUCGACAGAGAGUGAGAAUGAACCCAAGCGAAAAGUGCGUGGAUCGAAAGAUUUGCGGUCGUGGAGACAAAGGGCCGGAAAGAGAGGAACUGAAGCUUCAGCUCAAGCCACAGGAUCGUCUCGGAUCGACCGGCUACAAAGAAUGGCUUCAGGGUGAUAACAACGAAAAGAGAGCGAUCGGAAUCGACGCUCGAACUGGAGCCGAGUUGAUCGAAGACGGCGAGGGCCGACUUAGAGACACAGAAACGUCCAAAAAAGUCGACGAGCAGCAUGCUUGCCGAUAU